AUGACUGCAGCGGCGGUGCCAAAUGCGGUACUGCCGGGACAGGCACAUGCCGCCCUUGAAGGCUUUACUUUGGGUGAUCUGGAUCUCGACAAUUCAACCGCCCUGACACCGGAUGACCUGGCCACUUUUGACAUCGACGACGACAGAGUCAAAAAGGACUCUCAGGACAUGCUCCAUUUGGCGAUGCUUUUUCACAUGAAUCCGGACGAUCGAAGCAAUUUCUUUGACAAGCAACGUCCCGCUGUCGGAAACGAUGUCAACAGUCCGGAAAAGAUUCCCAAGGAGCUGGCAGACCUGAAGGCAAGAGUUGGCGAUCUACGUGGACUCACUGGUGGCGAGGAAUGGGCCAAAAUAUUCUACUUCAACGCCAUCGAACCAAAGUUUGUCGAAUCCGUAGGCCAGAAGCUCAAGACCUCUCCUCAGUCACUCAAUAACCCACUCACGCGUCACUGCACGGUCUUGCAAUGCUUGUAUCCUAUGACGAUCGCAGAUCCCGACAAGAAGCCCGAGACUAUCCCAUUGGACCUCCGAUACGCAGAACUUGUCAAGAGAUGGAUUAAGGCAGGUCAAGCCCACCUCGGUGCCUACAUCGCGGGCGUCGCCGAUUUGCAAGAAAGUGUUGUCAAUGCCUUCCGCGACUGGGUGUACAUGAUCCUCAAGGAUCAAGACUCCUCUGGGGAAGUCCUUCACAAGCAACUGAAGGAGAACCCUCUUGAGACCAACAAGUUUCUCCAAGGCCAGGCUCCGGGGCAAAUCGCUGGCAUGUAG
Colletotrichum navitas is the source of this 768-nucleotide messenger RNA. RefSeq lists its product as uncharacterized. Bases 1 to 768 code for a protein of 255 amino acids. The transcript has 3 exons. Lineage: Eukaryota; Fungi; Ascomycota; Sordariomycetes; Glomerellales; Glomerellaceae. The record is from RefSeq and is a predicted model, not a curated record.